AUGGAGACGAUAGAAAGCACAAGAAAGCUUACCACAGAAGAGCUGGCCUGCGAGCAACAUUUCGUAAAUACCAUAGAGCGGACGGCGGAGGGCAGGUUCAUGGCAUGCCUUCCCUUCAAGAAGCAAGUCAACCCUAAAUUUGAGAACACAAGAGGCAUCGCGCUCAAACGGCUACGCGGAUUAGAAAGAAGAUUUACACGUGAUCCGGCGUUAAAAAUACAAUACACACAAUUCUUGGACGAGUACCGAGCAUUAGGCUAUAUGAAACAAGUGACCAAUUGGAGCAAGGAUGAGCAAGAAGUUUUCUACUUACCUCAUCAUUGUGUGUUUAAAAAUACGGCAGAUCACUCCAAAAUUCGCGUGGUAUUUGAUGCGUCCUGCAAGGAUAGCACUGGAACAUCCUUCAACGAUACAUUCUUGACGGGUCCAGUCACCCAACAAGAUCUCAUGUUCAUUCUGCGAAUCUUAUGGAGAGACGACCGCACGGCAGAUGUAGAAACAUACGAAUUAACAACUGUCACAUACGGCACGUCGUCCGCAUCGUUUAUAGCAACAAGAUGUUUGAAACAGUUGGCAGAGACGUAUCACGGUAAACAUCCCGUGGCAGCAACCCACAUAAGAAGAGACUUUUAUAUGGACGAUCUGCUCACGGGUGCAGAUACAUUAGCUCAAGCAAGGACGGUGCGCGACGAGAUAAUUCAAUUGCUACGAGGAGGAGGUUUCGAGUUGAGCAAGUGGGCUUCUAACUGCCCCUAA
Temnothorax curvispinosus is the source of this 756-nucleotide messenger RNA. RefSeq lists its product as uncharacterized. The transcript is spliced from 2 exons. NCBI's taxonomy places the organism in Eukaryota, Metazoa, Arthropoda, Insecta, Hymenoptera, Formicidae. The record is from RefSeq and is a predicted model, not a curated record. Bases 1 to 756 code for a protein of 251 amino acids.